Salvia splendens (bonfire salvia) is the source of this 4514-nucleotide messenger RNA. RefSeq names its product squamosa promoter-binding-like protein 14. Bases 1003 to 4023 code for a protein of 1006 amino acids. The record is from RefSeq and is a predicted model, not a curated record. Gene Ontology annotation, molecular function: DNA binding; protein binding. Lineage: Eukaryota; Viridiplantae; Streptophyta; Magnoliopsida; Lamiales; Lamiaceae. Gene Ontology annotation, cellular component: nucleus. The transcript is spliced from 12 exons.
AACAAGAAUUGGAGCGAACCAGAAAAAGAGAGGGAAUAGAUAAAAAUGCGUGAAUGAGAGAGAAAAAAAGUUAGUUGGCUUGGAAGGAAAAAGGAAUGGGAAAGAGACGGAAGGGAUCAGCUGAGGCAUAAGCUAAUCCACCAUAUAAUACACUAAUAAAAAAUAAACAUGUGGAAUUUAUUUAGUCAUUACUCCUACACUGCAACUCCUUUUUCUUUAAGAGGAAGAAACACGCGGAUGAGAGACUGGACGCGGUUGUGGAGGUUGAGGCGGGGGCCGACGAGAGCUGAGGUCGAAUCGGGGAGGCGGGCUCUGUCGGCGGCGUCGGCGGCGGAGGGAGGAGGGGAUUGAGGAUUGAGGCGGAGGGCGUAGAGAGGCGGCUCGAUCCGGAGCCUGCGCUUGCGGCGGCGGCGUUCGGCUGCGGCUUCCUCUGCGGAGGAGAAUCCGUAGGAGCGCUGCGAGAUGAAGGAGGAAUUGUCCAGGCAUUGGGGCUGGGAGUGUUGAGCGGCGGCGGAGAACUGAUUGGGGGUGAAAUUGGUGGUAGGAUACGGCGGAUGAGGGGGAUUGGUGAGAGGGGUAUCUGUAAAGUGAAUGAGAUUGCUAUAAUUUUGAAUUUCCUAACUUAGAAUGCCAAGCUUCAGCAGUAAUCACUCACAAACACAUGCGCGUCUGUGUGCGAACAGAGAGAUAAGAGAGGGAAAUCGGUGUUUCUUUCUCUUAAAGACAAAGGAGUUGCAGUGUAGGGAGGGAGAGAGUAAUGACUAAUGAGUGAAGAUAUGAAGCGGAUCUCUCCUCGGUGUAAUUCCCAAAUUACUCAACUGGAUCAUGUGAAGCUCAACUGAAAUUUGGAAUUCUUGGGAAGAAGAAAUCAGUUUGAAGGCUGUGAAUGUGAAAGGGGGAAAAGGAAUCAAAUUUUUAUCACCCUUUUGCAGAUGAACUCAGCUGCCCCAUAAAGGUGUUUCUGUAGUUUCUGGGGUUGUGCAAAGCUUUGAUCUUUGAUAGAUGGAAGAGGUAGGUGCCUGUGUAGCUUCUCCGGCAGUUUUCCACCAGCAUCUGACUGCGAGAUUUCGUCAUCCGUAUCCGAUGGCUAAGAAACGCGCCCUGCCCUUUGACUCAUCGAGCUUUCUACCACAGAACACCGUGGAGAGUUGGAACCAGAAUUCCUGGAGCUGGGACAGUGCGAGGUUUGUCGCCAAACCAUUGCAACGUAAUGGCGGCCAAGUGGGGAGUAGCGGAGAGAUUCAGCCAGUCGGAAAACAAGUGAUGAGUAGUGCUCCGUAUUCUACAGUUGCUGGUGGGAAUGGAACUCGUAGUAGUGGUAUCAAUUUGGUGGAGCCACAACCUGUAUCGAGGCCCAACAAAAGAGUAAGAUCAGGAUCGCCCGGUGGUGCUAACUAUCCCAUGUGUCAAGUGGAUGAUUGCAGAGAAGAUCUGUCUACUGCUAAGGACUAUCACCGCCGGCAUAAGGUGUGUGAGGUUCACAGCAAAGCUGGUAAGGCCUUAGUGGGGAAACAGAUGCAAAGGUUCUGCCAGCAAUGCAGCAGGUUUCACCCUCUUUCAGAAUUUGACGAGGGAAAGAGAAGUUGUAGGCAUAGGCUCGCUGGACAUAACAGGAGGAGGAGGAAGACUCAACCAGAAGAUACUUCUCAACAGUUGUUAGCUCCUAGUAUCGGUGAUAGCAAUGCCGGUGAUAAUGAUAUUCUCAAUUUACUGGCAGUGCUAACUAGUGCACAAGGGAACAUUGUGGACAGAAACGAUAAAUUCCCAUUAAUGACCAACAAAGAUCAUCUCAUGCAGAUGCUGACUAAAAUAAAUUCGUUGCAAUUAGCAGCGAACUUGGAAGCUAAGUUGAAUGGAGGUAACUCAAAUCAUAUGUCAACGGAAAAUCAGAACCGGAUAAAUGGGAAUGCUUCUUCCGCAUCAACCAAGAACUUGCUUGCUGCUCUUUCAGCAACUACAAGUGUACCAUCUUCUGAAACUCAAUCUCAACCGAGCAGGGAAGGAAGUGACUCUGAAAAAAGCAAGUCACCAUGUCUCGAAAAGCCUGGUGGAUCAACAAUGGACGUUCAGGAAACCUCGCCAAGCCUUCCUCUUAGACUGUUUAGGCCCUCACCUGAAGAUUAUAGGCCAACAAAAUCACCAUCAGACUGGAAUUUUCUUUCAUCCGGCAGGAGUUGUCCUUCAGAGGAGAGAUCGCCUCUAUCUACACCGCCUGUUGUACAUGAUCUAUUCCCAAUGCAGACUUCAAGAGACACGGAUAAGAAUGACCAUCUGUCAAAUAGUGAAGGUGAAAUUGCGUGCGUGGAAGCAACCACGAUCAACGGAUGCAGUACAUCUCUUCAGCUUUUUGGAGCGUCGAUCAGUGGUACUCCAGAUGUUCCAGUUCAUACGUCUCCAUACAGAGCUGGAUAUACAUCUUCUUCUGUUUCUGAUCAUUCACCAUCCAGCCAGAAUUCUGAUGCUGCUGAUCGUACCGGUAGAAUAAUUUUCAAAUUAUUUGACAAAGAUCCAAGCCAUAUGCCUGGAUCAUUACGGUCUCAGAUACACAAUUGGCUCUCUAACAGUCCAUCAGAAAUGGAAAGUUACAUCAGGCCUGGCUGUGUUGUUCUAUCCCUGUAUUUAUCGAUGCCAUCAUUUUCCUGGGAUCAACUAGAAGAAGACCUUCUUAACUAUGUGAAGUCCUUAGUCAAAGAUAUUGAAUUUUGGGGGAAUGGGAGGUUUUUGGUUCAUACAGACAGACAAAUGGUUUCACAUAAAGAAGGGAAGAUUCGUCUAUGGAAAUCAUUGAAGGCUUGGAGUAAACCGGAACUCAUCUCAGUCUCUCCCGUAGCAGUUGUUGGUGGACAACCGACCACUCUUAUAUUGAGGGGAAGAAGUUUGAAGGCUCCGGGCACUAGGAUACACUGCACGCAUGCAGUUGGAUAUAAUGUAAGGGAAGUUCAUUCAUCAUUGUGCCAUAAGACUCCAUACGAUGAAAUUAUCUUGGACGAUUUUAAGGUCAAUGGUGCAGCAUCUAGCAUACUAGGCCGCUGUUUCAUUGAGGUUGAAAAUAGUCUCCGAGGAGCAAGUUUUCCGAUUAUCAUAGCAGAUAGCACUGUUUGCCAAGAAUUGAGACUCCUGGAGCCUGAGAUAAAUGGAACUUCUGACGUAUGCAAUGGCAGGGAAGAAUCGCUGCAUUUUCUGGAUGAACUCGGGUGGUUGUUUGGAAGAAAAUAUAACUCGUGCUUGUUUGAGCACCCUGAUUAUAGGCUCAAUCGGUUCAAGUUUCUUCUUGUAUUCUCUGUCGAGCGUGACUUUUGUGCAUUAGUCAAAUCCCUUCUCGACAUUCUGCUAGAACUUAACUCCGGUAGAAACGGACUAGAAGAGGAGUCUCUGGAGUUGUUAUCAGAAAUUCACCUCCUGAACCGGGCUGUCAAAAGGAGGUGUGCGAGCAUGGUUGAUUUUCUUAUUCAUUACUCCAUCGUAGAUUCCAGUGGAACAUCUAAGAGGUUCAUUUUCUAUCCGAACAUGGCUUGGCCCGGUGGUCUCACACCUUUACAUUUAGCUGCUUCAGCAUCGUCAUCCGAUGACAUUGUUGAUCUACUGACAAGCGAUCCACAUGAGGUUGGGCUGCAUAGUUGGAAUUCUGUUCUUGAUGCAAAUGGGCUUUCUCCUUAUGCAUAUGCUACGAUGAGGAAUAAUCAUUCGUACAACGCACUUGUUGCUCAGAAGCUUGCAGAUAAGAGCAACGGUCAAGUCUCUGUAACAAUCGAGGAUAACCUGAAGCCCUUCCAGGUUGAGAUAAAUAAGGAACGAACGACAAAAUCCCACCUCAGUCGAGGUGAACAAUCUUGUUCCAAGUGUAAGUAUGCGUACAGAACGAGGAUUCCUCGUUCCAGUGGAUUGCUGCAGCGUCCAUACAUACACUCAAUGGUAGUCGUUGCUGCUGUGUGUGUUUGUGUGUGUUUGUUCUUACGAGGACACCCCUUUGUUGGCCGCGUUUCCCCGUUUUCAUGGGAAAACCUGCAAUACGGCACAGUUUAAGUAUUAACAUUGACACCGGUUGAUGAAUCACUCAUGGGAUGAUGACCAAGACGAAAGCGUGAUUUCUCCUAACCUGUUUAAAUGAAUUUUCUGAGAUCCGAGAGUGGAAGGCCGUGGCGCAGUGGUUAGGUUUCCUAGAGUAAAGCCUUCGAGUAAUAUGGAUCCCUUUGUCGUCUGAUAUACUUCAACGAGCAGAGCAAGAUAAGGUGAAGGAAUGGUCUAUGCUUUUGCUGAAGCUCAUCAACUUGAGCUAGUUUUCGUGGAGGUUCAUCCGAACUAACCGUGCUAACAACGAGGCUAACGAAACUCUCACUCGGAUUGUCUCACUGUAAGAACUAGGUGUUACUAUAUAAUACUAGUUGAAGAGAUUUAUAUACUGUAUACAUAUUUUUCUUCAUUAGUCACAUUUAACUGAGUUGAAUCUUUGUAUGAAUCCAUCUGCUUUCUGUGUGUGUGUUUUUGAAGAGGAUAUAUACAAACUGUUUUCAUUA